Molecule: messenger RNA, 1049 nt
Organism: Cajanus cajan (pigeon pea)
Lineage: Eukaryota; Viridiplantae; Streptophyta; Magnoliopsida; Fabales; Fabaceae
Source: RefSeq, a predicted model, not a curated record
CCGCUAUUCUCGAAGCUGAUGCCAAACACAUCGUCAAUUUGGCUCGCGAGACUUACGAAAAGGAGGGACCGUUGUUGGUGGUUGCAUCUGGAAGGGACACAAUCUCCGUUGCUAGUUCUAUAAAACGUUUGGCUCCUGAUCUUGUUUUUGUUGUUCAGAUACAACAUCCAAGGUCUCAUUUGGAUAGGUUUGACAUGGUGAUUACACCUCAUCAUGAUUAUUAUCCUUUGACUCCAGAAGCACAGAGUCAGGUUCCUAAGUUUCUUAGAAGUUGGAUAACUCCACGUGAGCCUCCAGAUAGUCAUGUGGUUCUGACCUUGGGAGCCUUACACCGAAUAGAUUUUGCUUCACUUCGCAGUGCUGCUCUUACAUGGCAAGAUGUGUUUGCACAUGUUCCAAGGCCAUUGCUCGUGGUCAACAUUGGAGGACCAACAAGUAAUUUCUAUUAUCCUUAUCCUACUAAUGUGUCCUAAUUAUUUCUUGCAGUUUUUCUGUGCUUAAAUUCGAAUAUCUUCUUAUUUGGGAUAAAUCUUUAUAUCAUUGUAAGUGAAAUGCUGGGGUGCAUUAAAAUUGUUAAGUUUGUGAAAAAAGAAGGAAUAAGUAAUAAUAUACCCCCAAAAGGAAAAAGAAAAAUUGUUGGGAUCCAAUUGCAAGCUAUGGGACUUGUGUCCAUAUUAGAAGUAUGGCUUUUCUAAUGUGGGGCUCAUAUCAUAUUAUCACAAGGCCUUGUGCUCUCCAAUUACAAUGGCUAACUUUUGUGUGUGAUUCUCCCAAGGUUCUUAUAAAAAAUCCUAGGGAAUUAGGGGAAUCAACAGAGGAAAGAUGUUGUACAUGAGUAGAAACCAUAUGAGGACUUUGCAGACAAUUGGCAGUUGUUGUUUUGCUAUAUUGAAAUUUACAUUUUACAGUAGUACUGUAGUGAUGGUUUAAAAGAAGACUGAACUUCUUGUAGAGUAACAACCCUAGGUCAGAAUUGCAGUACAAAUGAUUUUUUUUUUCUAUACAUAAACCUUCUCAUGAAUUUAAUAAUUAGAAAUUUUAGUGGUAGA